Oncorhynchus keta (chum salmon) is the source of this 5717-nucleotide messenger RNA. Its product is annotated as sodium/hydrogen exchanger 6-like. Gene Ontology annotation, molecular function: sodium:proton antiporter activity. Gene Ontology annotation, biological process: regulation of pH; sodium ion transport; proton transmembrane transport. The coding region runs from base 321 to 2396 and encodes 691 amino acids. NCBI's taxonomy places the organism in Eukaryota, Metazoa, Chordata, Actinopteri, Salmoniformes, Salmonidae. Gene Ontology annotation, cellular component: recycling endosome; membrane. The transcript has 16 exons. The record is from RefSeq and is a predicted model, not a curated record.
AGGAGUUUCGAAGUCGGAAAUGUCCGAGUUCUGAGCUGUCUUUUGCCGUGUUUACGUUAGAUUUGGUUUUAGUUGUUUUAAAGCAUAUUGAGUUCGUUCCUAAAUCUAUAUAUAGUUUGGCACAUUAGUCGUUAAUACGGUAACACAUUUGUAUCAUACCAAUAUCCAAAAGGACUUUUACUUUGAAAAAAAAAAAAACACUUUUCCUUCCGGAAUCAUCCGUCUACUGUUGCUGUCUCCGUUUAGCUAGCUUGCAUGAAAUAUCUUUCUAGAAACCUCGAAAAACGACGACGUACUUUCUUGAAGAUUGAAUCGUCAAAAUGGGUUACAAUAAAUUCCGAGGCAACGCUACUCGGAAGAUGUCGAAGACGUUAGCUCUGACUGUUCUAGCCUGUUUGUCGUUCUGCAUCUGUGUUUGCAGGGCAGAGGAUAGUGCCAUGGAGAACAUGGUAACAGAGAGGAAGGUUGAGGAUAACCACAGACAAGACAGUGCCGACCUGCUGAUUUUCAUCAUGCUCCUAACCCUCACGAUUUUAACCAUAUGGUUAUUCAAGCACCGUCGUUUCAGGUUUUUGCAUGAAACGGGACUGGCUAUGAUCUAUGGCGUGCUGGUUGGGGUGGUCCUGCGCUAUGGUAUCCACGUACCCCGUGACAUUAGUAACGUCACCCUCAGUUGCCAUGUCAACGCCAGCCCACCCACACUGCUCGUCAACGUCAGCGGCAAGUUCUACGAGUACAGCCUGAAGGGUGAGAUCAGCGCCUCUGAGAUCAGUGAUGUACAGGACAACGAGAUGCUUCGCAAGGUGACCUUUGACCCUGAGGUGUUCUUCAACAUCCUCCUGCCCCCUAUCAUCUUCCAUGCCGGCUACAGUCUGAAGAGGAGACACUUCUUCAGGAACAUGGGGUCCAUCCUGGCCUACGCCUUUCUGGGAACAGUCAUAUCAUGUUUCAUCAUUGGGUUGCUGAUGUACGGCUGUGUCACGCUGAUGAAGCAGGUCGGACAGCUUGACGGGGACUUUUUCUUCACAGACUGUCUGUUGUUUGGAGCCAUUGUCUCUGCAACUGACCCAGUGACGGUGCUGGCCAUCUUCAACGAGCUGCAGGUGGACGUGGAUCUGUAUGCUCUGCUGUUUGGAGAGAGCGUUCUCAAUGACGCCGUGGCCGUGGUGCUGUCCUCGUCCAUCGUGUCGUACCAGCCGGAGGGGGACAACAGUCACACCUUUGAGGUGAUGGCCAUGUUGAAGUCCUUUGGGAUGUUCCUGGGUGUCUUCAGUGGAUCAUUCGCCCUGGGAGUGGCCACCGGGGUCAUGACGGCGCUCGUCACUAAGUUCACUAAGCUGAGGGACUUCCAGCUACUGGAGACUGCCCUCUUCUUCCUCAUGUCCUGGAGCACCUUCUUAAUGGCAGAGGCCUGUGGCUUCACAGGUGUGGUGGCAGUGCUUUUCUGCGGGAUCACUCAGGCUCAUUACACCUUCAACAACCUGUCCCCUGAAUCACAGGACAGGACCAAACAGUUGUUUGAGCUGCUGAACUUCCUGGCAGAGAAUUUCAUCUUCUCCUACAUGGGUCUGGCCCUUUUCACCUUCCAGAACCACAUCUUCAACCCCACCUUCAUCGUGGGCGCUUUUCUGGCAGUGUUCCUGGGCAGAGCAGCCAACAUCUACCCCCUGUCCUUCCUGCUCAACCUUGGACGCAGGAACAAGAUCAGCUCCAACUUCCAACACAUGAUGAUGUUUGCAGGGUUGCGUGGGGCGAUGACUUUUGCCCUCUCCAUCCGGGACACGGCUACCUACGCCCGUCAGAUGAUGUUCACAACCACCCUCCUCAUCGUCUUCUUCACUGUAUGGGUCUGUGGAGGCGGAACCACCCAGAUGCUUUCCUGUCAGCACAUACGUGUGGGUGUAGAUUCGGAUGCAGAUAACUCAAUGAGCAUGACAGAGGGAUCAGAGCGGCGGAGCACCAAACACGAGAGUGCCUGGCUCUUCAGGAUCUGGUACAACUUUGACCACAACUACCUGAAGCCCAUCCUGACCCACAGCGGCCCUCCUCUCACCGUCACCAUGCCUGCCUGCUGUGGACCACUGGCCAGAUGCCUCACCAGCCCACAGGCCUACGAGAACGAGUGCCAGCUGAAGGACGAUGAUUCGGACCUCAUCCUGACGGACGGGGACAUCAGCCUGACCUACGGUGACAUCACGGUGAGCACGGACGCCAGCGGCGCCCACAUCAGCGCCGGGCCCGCAGGCACCACCUCCGCCGUCAUCUCCGCCGAUGACCUGGACCGCGAGCUGACGUACGGUGACCACGAGCUGGUGAUGAGGGGCACCCGCCUGGUCCUGCCCAUGGAUGACUCCGAGCCCCCCCUCGCGGACCCCCGACACCGUAUGCGGAUGUGAGGCGAAAGAGAGGCCAGCUAGCCAGAUGACCAAUUCACUCUCCGUCCUGCUCACCUUAAUCUGCAGGAAUGAGAUCAACUAAGAUCAGCAAGAGACUGGUCUCUCUCUGUCUGUCUGUUUGUCUCUCUGACUGUGCCUGUCUGUCUUUCUCUCUCUCUUUCCUUUUCUCUCAUACUGCUCAUCACCUCUCUCACUCUCCCUCACUCUCGUUCCUCUUUGAGUUUCUCAAGUGGCUAAUCCAUGUCUCUACCUCAUUCUUGUUUGCUCAUUUGUACUCCUAUCGCCAUCACUGUAAUAUGAAGUAUUUAUUCAUGUUUUCUUUUGAUUUGGUGAAACCGAUAGCUUUUCUCAGUUUGUCUUCUAAUAGGACCACGUGGCAAUCUUGUCACAGUAGCGUUGUAGAGGACUCGAUAAGAGUCUAUGCGCAUGCAUUAGUCUAUGUGUGGAGGUCACAGUACAACAGCUAGUUUGUCUCUGUAUCACAAGGUGUGUAAUAACGGUGACAUGCUAACUGUGCAUGCUAAAUUGUGCAUCCUUUUUCUAUGCGUGGGGAGUGAGAAGGUUGAGAGGCUGAUUUGAGUUUGUAGCCUUGUUUUUGGGUCGGAUCCUGAAUGUUACUGCCUUCUCUGUGUGAUCCAAGGCAUGCUGACUUGAUUUAAUGGCUCUGCGUUGCAUUUUGUUGCUAUGUGAAUACGGUUACAAUCAAGUGCCUCAGUGACCACUGUAGUUUUAUUUUCCCUUUUUAGAAGUAAUACACUCCUCCGUCCACAUGGUGGCGACGUUUUCUAUGCGUGACGGGCUGUCUGCGUUUGAGCCGUUGGGCUGUGGACUGUUACAAUGUUAAAAGCCUGGUUGAAUGACAAUGGAAGGACAGUGGUUUAACCAGGCUAACAGUGUAGCCUGGCACACUGUCUUGGACUUCCCACAACGACCUUAGACUGUGACUUUGGGAGGGUUUGACACCUUACUUUAGAAGCUGAUGUCACUCACCACAGAUGCAGAAAGAAGGGCUGUCGUUUUGAAUACCAGAUCCAAAUCUCCCGUACGGUGAAAGCUCGUGCCAUUUUUCUCCUGCAUUGACAUUUUAUGAAAAGAGUGCAGACAGCCUCAAAAUACUUUGUAUGUAUUUUACAACAUACUAUAAGUACUUUAGCUACAUAACUCAUUGUCACUGUAAUUAUACGAUACUGUAUGCGUAACAUGGUGAAAUAUUUGAUAUUAGGGACUGCAAUGUUAACUAUUAUCAAAUCUACUGUGGACUUUCUAUCUGUGCUAAGCUCUUGCUUCCUACUGGCUAAGAUCUAUCUGGUUAUUCACUGCGUUGAAGUAGUAUACAGGGAACAUGCGACAGUAGCUCUUGAUCAAGGAUCAAAUUUGCUUUGUUUUUGUCAAAUUUGUCUGGAAUUUACAUUUUGUGGAUCAACAAUGUUUCAUCUGUUCAUCCUUUCUUAACCAAUUCUAUUUCAAAUUGAAUUUGCUUCAUUUGGAUUACUUAUGGGAAUGGCCUGAGGUAUGUCCGUGUCAAAAGAUUGAGGGGCUGCACUGUAUAUACUGGACCGCAGUUCAACUGUUAACUGCCCUGAGUUACUGGUCUAUUGGCUACAUGGUCCCUGAUACUGUAUGAUGUUGUGAUGUCUCGCAUAGUAUGUAGAAAUCCCUCACAACUUGAAUAGGCAAGUUGGGGUAACAUUUCGGAUGAAAUGAUUCAGAAUAGAUAUUUUGAGAAGAAAACGGAAUGGUUGUACAAAAGGAAUUUGUGCUAAUCUUUAUUUGUGUAAAAUUAUUAUACAAUAGGUUUGUAUUAGACUUACACUAGUCUAAUGUAUCCUAUAUGCCUCGCUGUAUGGGGUUUGGCCUGAUUUUAUAGCUGAUGCCUGGCCUCUGAGUAGCUCUUCUAAGCUUCUUGUCUAUAUGGGCUCUGCCCUGUGACUGGUCUGCGAUCAGAGUGAGUAGCUCCUCUGAGCUGCUUGGAUUCAUGUGCUCUACCCUUUUGACUGUUCUGGGAUCAGCGGUGGCUGUUAGUGUAGUGCAGCAGGAACUGUUGACAGGCCACCUGCCUGGCAACGCACUGUUGAUAUGGAUGGAAUCAGGCACUGUGCCAGACAAUACUACAGAUGAGGGAGGGAGUAGGAGAGCGAAUGAGGCAGGGUAGGAGCUGAGGAGAGGGAGGUAGAGAUGAAUAGUGUACAUUUUUCCUAGACAUGGCUUGGUCUUUCCCUCAGUGUUACCUCCUGCUGUGCAGGAACCUCUGACGGCACGUGUCUUCUCUCUUCGUUUUUAUCAGGCAUGCCUCUUGACACCACAGUGUGCAGUUAAUUAUUUUUUCCCCCCUCUAUUUUCUGUUUGUUUCCCUCUAUACAUUUUUUUUUUUAUUCUUGAUGAAGAAGGGAAAUAAGGCGAAAGCAUUGAGGAUGUUGCAGCAUUUGCACUUGGUCUUUUGAGAAUCGUUUGUUUCAGUUUGCUUCGAUUGUCUUGCAUGUGACAUUUGUCCUACUUUUGAGCUGCUUUUAACUGGCUUUGAAUUACAUGUUGGGUUUAUAAUGAAAUGAAAAGGAAUUCACAUGAAUCCAGGGAAAUGUGAUCCAUUUAUGUACAGGUUAUUAUGGCCUAUGUUACCAAGAGAAACAAGAUUGGCCUCAUUCCUAUUCCAUGCCAUUGACUGUCUUCACAACAACAAGAAGGUCAAAAAUCAAGAGUGUGUACCAGUCUACCACUGACAGAUCUAAUGUUGUAGGUCAAAAAAGCCCCUUGUAGGUCUACUUAUAUUUGCCAGUACUGUUCUUACAGUAUGUGUUCCAUUUUUGAUUUGAACUGUCAAUGGUAACUUGUAAUUAACUUGUUGACACUAGUCUGAAGUAGCUGACCAAAGGGGCUUGUUGUGCUCUGUGUUUUCAGACUGUCCCCUCUGUGUUUAUACUGCUACUUCGCUGUGUGUGUGUGUCUGCUGUAAUGCCUGUGUGUGUGUGUGUCUGCUGUAAUGCGUGUGUGUCUGCUGUAAUGUGUGUGUGUGUGUGUGUCUGCUGUAAUGCGUGUGUGUGUGUGUCUGCUGUAAUGCGUGUGUGUGUGUGUGUGUGUGUGUGUCUGUGUAAUGCGCGCGUGUGUGUGUGUGUGUGUGUGUGUGUGUGUGUGUGUGUCUGCUGUAAUGCGUGUGUGUGUCUGCUGUAAUGUGUGUGUGUCUGCUGUAAUGCGUGUGUGCCACACUGUGCUCCCCCAGUGUUGCAGGUACUGACUGUUUACAUCUCUGUAAAUAUUCCUCACCUGUUCCAAGUUGCGUGCAAAAUAUUCAAUAAACAGAAUCCUGUGCUUUGGAUUGAACCCCUC